AUGAUUGGAAAUUGUGAAAACUCCCACCCCGAUAAGGAACUAACAUACACAUCAAUUAGUAUAGAAGGUAUUCAGAAAGAUACUUUUGUUUCAUUUAACAUAAAACAAGUAUUCACAAAUACAACUUGUGAAAAUACAGAUUUAACAUAUUAUUUUCCUAACGAAUCACAAUUUUGUACAUAUGAAACACUAUUUAACAUCGACGGAAAAGAAAUAAAGCCAAGUUUACGAGAAAAAGAUGAAGCAAAACAAGUAUUUAAUGAAGCGAGAGAAGCUGGGCGCCAUGCAAUGUUUGGAGAAGAUACAGGCAAUGGACUUAAUUCAUUUAAACUCGGAAAUCUUCCAAAAGAUAAAACAGUAGAAAUUCAUCUUAAAGUUUCAUUCUUAGCUGACAUUGAUGAAAAUGGAUAUUUCUUCAAGUUCCCACUUUCUACAAAAUAUCAGAAAGGAAUAAUGACAAAUGAAUACUCUGAUAAGCCUGAUUCUUUCCAUUUCUCUCUCAAAGUCAAUACUCAAAAAGAACUAAGCGACUUCAAGGUUUCUGUUGAUGGAACUAAGAAUGUAAUCGAUAGUCACAAUGCUACAUUCGAAACAAACGAAGCUCCAAAGAAAGAUGCCAUUUUCAUUGAAACUCCGAUUAAAGAUGAAGAUAAGAGUAUUGCCGUUUCUAGUGAUGGAUAUAUUGCGAUUUCUACAAAUCCUUCAUUUUCAGGUAAAAUUGAAUCAAAUUCAGAAUUUUAUUUCGUUGUUGACUGCUCGGGUUCAAUGAGUGGUGCAAGAAUCAUAAAUGCUGUUAAAUGCAUGAGACUGUUUAUCCAAUCUUUACCACUCGGCUGCAGAUUUUCGAUUAUUAAAUUCGGAACUAGCUUCGAAACAGUUCUUCAACCAUGCGAUUACUCAGAUGAGAAUGUUGACAAGGCACUUAACUUGCUUAAGUCAGUCAACGCCAAAAUGGGCGGAACCGAUAUUUUAUCUCCAUUACAACACAUCGCAGGGUUAAAGCCACAGCCAGGAUUUGUCAAGCAGAUAUUCCUUUUGACGGAUGGAGAGGUAAAUAAUCCAGAUAUUACUUGCGCAACAGCUUUAAAGAACAGAAAUGAAAAUAGAAUCUUUUCAAUCGGAUUGGGAUCAGGUGCAGAUCCAGGCCUUAUUAAAGGAUUGGCCAAAAAGAGCGGCGGCAACUAUAUAAUGAUCGCUGAUGAAGAUAAUAUGAAUGAAAAAGUUAUUACACUGCUUUCAUCAGCUAUUGCACCAGCAGCUACAAAUAUAUCAAUACAAACUGAUAAACCUGCUACAGAGGUCUGGCCUUCUCCUUGUCCUUCAGUUUAUUCAAAUAAUCCUCAAAGUUUCCUUAUUAAAGCACCACAUUCUGAGAAUGUAUUGAUCAGUGGUACUUGUUCAGAUGAGACAGUCGAUAUUGUCAUUCCUGUAUCAAAAUGUGAUGAUAAUUUAGGAAUGAAACAAUUAUUCGCAAGAUACAUCAUAGAAGACUAUGAAACGCAAAUUCUUCUCCAAAGAAAUGACGAACUUAGACAGAAAUGCAUCCAAUUAAGUAUAGAAUCCGGAGUUCUUUCCAAAUUUACUGCUUAUGUCGGAGUUAUCUUCGAAGCAGCUCCACCUCCAGCAGAAAACCCAGCAAAGAGGAUUGCAAGACACCAACUCCAAAGAAAACUCCAUGGUUCUGGUUUGGCCCCUCAUAUGCUUGGUGGAGCAUCUCCAAUGAGAAUGAUGAGGCCAAAUGCAAGAGUAGUUUCCCAGGAUGUGUCAACAAUUCAUCAGUUCAAUGAUAAUGAAGAAGACGCUGAUAAAGAAAAAUCUAAAGACGCUGUUCCGAAACCAAACGUCAAUGGAUCGUGGACUGAGUUUGAAAAUAUGGAUAAUGAACUCAUUGAGAAGUAUGGAAAAGCUGUUGCUGCAACCGUUGCUGCAAUCGCAUUUAUCAGAACUCAAUUUAAGGAUAAAUUGAAAGAAUAUGCUCUCAUUAUCAAGAAGGCAUUUGCUUUCUUGGCCAAACAAAACAAGGACGUUAACUGGGAAGAAAUUGUCAAUAAAUACGUCAAGGCCUAA
This is a messenger RNA of Trichomonas vaginalis G3, 2067 nucleotides long. Its product is annotated as von Willebrand factor A domain-containing protein 5A family. The coding region runs from base 1 to 2067 and encodes 688 amino acids. The record is from RefSeq and is a predicted model, not a curated record. The transcript has a single exon. NCBI's taxonomy places the organism in Eukaryota, Parabasalia, Trichomonadida, Trichomonadidae.